Seminavis robusta is the source of this 1265-nucleotide messenger RNA. NCBI's taxonomy places the organism in Eukaryota, Bacillariophyta, Bacillariophyceae, Naviculales, Naviculaceae. The record is from the annotation of a GenBank genome assembly.
UGCUGGCUUAUUGUUGGCUAUUAGCCCUUGGAUCUUCCGUAUGAUCCGUACGUACGCGUCAGCAAGAAAGAUCCAAUCAAUCACAACCAUCAACAGAGGCCACAACCGCAACCUGAAGGUGUCAGGGUAGGUAUCAUUGGCAACUCCGACAGUAACUGGCUUGUGGGUGUGCAUUGUCUGGUAGAAUCGCUUCUCACAAGUUGCCUUGAAUCAUUGUUAUUACUCUACCAUCAUUCGUCUUGUCCCCUUCUCUUUUGGAAAAAACAAAGGAACGAUGCAAAUUCUGCCUUCAACGACUGCAAUUGUCAUGGCUUCCUUCCUAGCAAUUUCCAGUCGUCACAUUGUCGGGGCCUUCUCGUCCCGUGCAGCUUUUGCGAAAACUGUUGCUUCCUCGUCUACGGCUCGUUUCAUGUCGGCAGGACCGUUUCCCUACGAUGAGAAGCUGAUGCCCUUUUAUGCACUGGGAACGAACUUGGCCAUGCAAGUAGGAGGCCAAGGCAAUCUGAAAACGCUCUUGGAUGAAUCCGAAAUGGAUAUUGUUCUGCAAGCCUUUUGUGAAACUCUCAAGGGGACAGCCACUCAAGACCCUCGAACAAUUCUUGGUACCUUCGGACCUCAACUGAACCAGCUAUUGCAAGAGAGGACGUCUCAGAUUGUUGAACGCGUCAAGACAGAUGGACAGGAUUUUAUCGCAAAUUUUUGCGAUUGCAACCCCGAAGCUGUCAAGACAGACUCUGGAUUGGUGUACUACGAAAUGACUGGGGGAGGAGGUGCUCAACCAUCUCCCACGAGCACCGUCGAGGUUCAUUAUCAUGGAACUUUGACUGAUGGCACUGUUUUUGACAGCUCGGUGGAAAGAGGACAGACUAUUUCCUUCCCACUCAAUGGGGUCAUUAAGGGCUGGCAGGAAGGUCUGGCAAUGAUGAAAGAAGGUGGAAAGGCUACCUUGGUCAUUCCAUCGGACUUGGCAUACGGCGAUGCCGGAUCAGGAGAAACCAUCCCUCCCGGAGCCACUCUCAAGUUUGAAGUGGAACUUUUCAAGGUCUCCUAAAUUUCUGCACUGAUUUCGAUGUAGCUAUUUGCUACCGGUAGCUAGUUAUUAAGGCGCUCGGUUAUCGCAGAACUGACCCUCAUCAGAAUUGAUUUGCUUUUAAAAAAAAGGCUCCCUUACUGCAGGAACACCGAACAAAAUAGCUGAUGGUCCUAGCCCGAUGCCUGCCAAGUACGGACAAGCAAUUAAUUUAGGAUUGGAAUCUAUCUAUUGC